AUGAAUGCGUUUAGUCGGCAAGGCAAAGCAUUACCUAUCAAAGUUAGAAACAACAUAGUUGGGAAGUGGUUGAAUAAUGAGGGUAUAGCAAACAUAUCGCGACAAUUUAACCUACCGUACAAAACGGUUAGUAAUAUUGUAGAUCUCUGGGUAGACAAUGGAGACAUUGAACCUCGCCAGCCACAUCGUGAGGCAAGUAGGACCGCACAUACGAAUGACGUUAAAACGUACAUCGAAUACUUGAAAACUACUAAGCCAUCAAUAUAUGGAAAAGAAAUACAACAAGAAUUGCAAAGUAACAACUUGUGCCUACCAGAAAACGUGCCUAGCAGGUCUUCGAUAAGUAGGGUUUUAGAAGCCGAUGUUGGCUGGUCAUACAAGCAAAUAAGUCAAAUAGCUCGUGAAACAGAAAGGCCGGAUGUCAUGGAAAAAUUACAUCGCAGACAUUUCAGGAAUAGAUUGUAA
Molecule: messenger RNA, 465 nt
Organism: Paramuricea clavata
Lineage: Eukaryota; Metazoa; Cnidaria; Anthozoa; Malacalcyonacea; Plexauridae
Source: the annotation of a GenBank genome assembly